UAUAAUUGAUUAAGCCAAUAAUUUAUCUGCUCAUCAUCUUUAAAAAAAAAAACCUUUAAACAACCUCUCUGAACAGCAAUAAACUGUGCAUGCAAAAAAAAAUGUCCUUUAUUCCAUCAGGACUGUUGGGAGGGUGACAUCCUUUUUUGUUUUUUGUUUUUUGUUUUUUUGAGGGCUUCACCUGCUCUUUUAAAGCAACACCCCAUACAACCUUAAUCAUAAAUUAGUUACUAAGAGUGGGUGAGUGGGUCAGAGAGAGAGAGAAGGAGAGAUGUGGAUGACUCUGUAUAUUACUCUAUACCUGUCAUUUAACUGUAUAUCUGCAGAUUCAGUCCUCAGAUCAGGUACCUGUCAGCUCCAGGGACGCUUCAAAUUAAAUGGAAUGUACCAGGAUGGAGAUGUUAUACUUGGAGGCCUGUUUCAUGUUCACUUUUUCACAGUGUUCCCAGAGCUGAGCUUCAAAACCGAGCCAGAACCACCAUACUGUGAAAAAUUUAAUGUGGAAAUCUUCCAGCAGGCACAGACCAUGGCUUUUGCAGUGAAUGAGAUUAAUAAAAAUCCAAACCUGCUGCCUAAUGUAACUCUUGGAUAUCAUCUUUAUGACAACUGUGUGAGACUAGAGAUGGCAUUCCGGGCUGCCAUAUCCCUGGCUAGUGGGACAGAGGAGUCCUUCUCCAGCCUAAACUGCACUGGCCCCCCUCCUGUGAUUGGGAUUGUAGGGGAUCCAAGUUCAACUCCUUCCAUUGCGAUUUCCAAUGUUCUUGGGCUGUUUCGAGUACCAAUAGUUAGUCACUAUGCCACCUGCUCCUGUUUGAGUGACAGGAAAAAGCACCCCUCUUUCUUCAGAACAAUCCCCAGUGAUGCCUUCCAGGUGCGGGCUAUGGUUCAGAUCUUGAGGCAUUUUGGAUGGACCUGGGUUGGCCUUGUCUACAGUGAUGAUGAUUAUGGCAUCUACGCUGCUCAGUUAUUUCAGCAGGAAAUGCAGCUAUUUGGAUACUGUGUUGCUUUUUCUGAAAAGAUUCCAAAUGAUAACAACCACAGAGACAUUCAACGUAUAACAAGAGUGAUACAUGCCUCUACAGCUAGAGUGGUGGUUGUUUUUCCCACCUUUCUGCUUCCAUUGAUGGAAGAGGUUGUGUUGCAAAACAUGACUGGCAAGCAGUGGAUUGCAAGUGAAGCUUGGGCCACCUCAUCUGUAUACCAUACUCCACGUUUCCUGCCCUUCCUGGGGGGCACACUGGGCAUUGCUAUUAGACGUGGAGAGAUUGAGGGUUUUCAUGACUUUCUGCUACGUCUCCGCCCCAGUAAUGAUCCAAGAAAUAAUAUAGUGAGGAUUUUCUGGGAGAAGAUGUUCAGUUGUAGUUUUGGAAAUGGGGGAAGAGUAAUAGAUGGAAAGCAAGUGAAAAAGGUGUGUACAGGACAGGAGGAUCUGAGCACCACAAACACACCAUACACUGAUGUUUCAGAGUUGAGACCAGCUUAUAAUGUCUAUAAGGCAGUUUAUGCCCUGGCACAUGCACUUCAUGACCUGAUGCAGUGUGAAGAGGGUAGAGGACCAUUCAGUGGGAAAAGAUGUGCUGACAUAAUCAACCUGAAACCCUGGCAGCUGGUUCACUAUCUCCAGAAAGUGAACUUCACCACAGGCUUUGGGGAUCAAGUGUCAUUUGAUAAGAAUGGAGAUGCUUUGCCUAUCUAUGAUGUGCUAAACUGGCAGCCGAGCUCUGAUGGAUCAAUAAGGACUUACACGGUUGGUGUAGUAAAUAAAGGGCCGGCAACAGAGAUGGUGCUCACACUUGAUGAGGAUGCAAUAUACUGGAACUUUGAGACAAAAAAACACCCAAGGUCAGUGUGCAGUGAGAGCUGCCACCCAGGCACCAGGCAAGCCAGGAGGAAGGGUCUUCCUGUCUGCUGUUUUGACUGCCUGCCCUGCGGAGAUGGAGAGAUUUCCAAUACAACAGAUGCUAUUGAGUGCACUGUGUGUCCAGAUGAGUUCUGGUCCAAUCCAGAUAAGGAUCAGUGUGUCCCCAAAGCAGUAGAGUUUCUGUCCUAUGAGGAACCUCUGGGCAUCUCUCUGACCACUGCUUCUCUGCUUGGCACCUGCAUUUGCACUCUUGUGAUGGUCGUCUUUGCUCAUCACCGUAACACUCCCAUAGUACGCGCCAACAAUUCAGAGCUCAGCUUUCUGCUGCUGUUGUCAUUAAAAAUGUGUUUCCUGUGUGUACUGCUGUUCAUUGGUCAGCCGCAGUUGUGGACGUGUCAGUUAAGACAUGCUGUGUUUGGCAUAAGCUUUGUCCUGUGCAUCUCCAGCAUCCUGGUCAAGACUAUGGUGGUAAUAGCUGUGUUCAAGUCAUCUCGACCAGAGGGCAAAGGAGCAAUGAAAUGGUUUGGAGCAGCUCAACAAAGAUGCACAGUUCUGGUCCUAACAGCCCUCCAGGUUGUGAUAUGUGCAGUCUGGCUAUCAACUGCCUCUCCAACACCACAUAAAAACAACCAGUAUAUCCGCUCAAAAAUGGUGUAUGAAUGUGCUAUUGGCUCAGUAGCUGGUUUUUCUAUGUUGCUGGGAUACAUUGGACUGUUGGCAGCAGUAAGCUUCCUUUUAGCUUUCCUGGCGAGAAAUCUCCCAGACAAUUUUAAUGAAGCAAAGUUCAUCACUUUCAGUAUGUUGAUCUUUUGUGCUGUGUGGAUUGCGUUUGUUCCAGCAUAUGUGAGCUCACCAGGGAAAUAUGCAGUGGCUGUGGAGAUAUUUGCCAUUUUAGCUUCUAGUUUUGGGUUACUGGUAUCCAUAUUUGCUCCAAAGUGCUACAUCAUUCUUCUACAUCCAGAGAGAAACACUAAAAAUGCCAUCAUGGGAAGAGAAACACAAAAGAAGUAGUUUCACAUUAUUAUGAUUUAAAAUUGUGAAUUCAGAUUUUCCACUACUUUAUCAUUUUAGGAUUCACCUCUGUAAACAAUUAAUCAAAAAUAUUGCAAUGCUUGCUGUUUUGUUGUAAUUAUCAUCAUCCAUCUGUUUGCUUUAAAAUAACACUGUUUAUCAAUUUAUUUGUUAUACUGACUUUUAUAUGUUUUGUCUUCUUUGUAGGUUUACCUCCUUUGCAUGUUAAUUUUUCUAAAAUUGUUUGAUUAGAAAAGGAAAUAUAAAAUAAGCAGAAAAGACAGUUUGUCAAAGCCACUUGAUUAUAGAUAUAAGUCAGAAAGUUUCUCACAUGAUAAUGGGCUAGUUGCAUAUAGGCACCACGUUGGAUUUCCGAUCUAGCAAGUGUGUGCAUACCCAGGUGAAAAAAAAGUACAUUUCUAUGAUGUAAAGUGUUCUAUUUUCGUGCACUAAUUUUGUACUUUAUAUUAAAAAUUCUUCUUUAGUACUUCUUAAGAUAAUCUUAAGAACAU
Messenger RNA from Megalobrama amblycephala (Wuchang bream), 3384 nucleotides. RefSeq names its product extracellular calcium-sensing receptor-like. Bases 272 to 2872 code for a protein of 866 amino acids. The transcript is spliced from 6 exons. Gene Ontology annotation, molecular function: G protein-coupled receptor activity. Gene Ontology annotation, biological process: G protein-coupled receptor signaling pathway. The record is from RefSeq and is a predicted model, not a curated record. Gene Ontology annotation, cellular component: membrane. NCBI's taxonomy places the organism in Eukaryota, Metazoa, Chordata, Actinopteri, Cypriniformes, Xenocyprididae.